AUGACAUCGUUCAAUAAAGAUUUAGAUACAAUUCCAUGGGAUUCAAUCCGCUACUUAGAUACAGUGACUGAUAUGGUGACCUGCUUCAAUGCAUAUGUAACUGAGCUCUUUAAUUGCCACGCUCCGGUAAAAAAAGUCUUAUGUAGGGAUAAACAUAAACCGUGGCUGACAAGCAAUGUACGGCUCAUGAUGAAAUUACGGGAUUCAGCUCAUGCAAAGUCUAAAAAGCAUGACAAUGUGGUACUGCGGGACGAAUAUAAAAGAUUAAAACAUCUUGUUAAUGUCGGUAUGCAUUUUGAAAAGAAGGCUUAUUUCGAAUAUAACAUUAAUAAAAAAAUUAAGGAUUCCAAAUCUUUAUGGUCAAACUUAAAAAAGACUGCUUUACCUAAUACAAAGGUGAACAGCUUGCCCUUGUCUGUAAACGAUCCGGAUAAAAUUAACGAUCAUUUUUUAAAAACUCCAGGUAUUGACGAAGUUCGCAUAUCCGAUCUGACUUACUUUGAGCAUCAUAGGUGUGGUUCAUCUACUUUCAAUUUAAAACCUGUUGACACACUUACAGUAGGUAAAAUUAUGCUACAAAUAAAAUCAAAUGCUUUGGGCAUUGAUAAUAUAUCUAAAGAUAUGAUGCUUUUAACACUCCCUAGGACACUGGACAUUAUUACUUUCAUAAUUAAUAAGUCUAUAGAGUCUUCAACAUUCCCUGCAAUAUGGAAAACAGCGGUGGUAUGUCCUAUCCCUAAGGUUACCAACCCAUCAAAUUUAUCAGAUUUGCGACCGAUUAGCAUAUUACCUUUUUUGUCUAAAGUCCUGGAAAGGAUUGUCCAUCUACAAGUGUCCUAUUACUUGGAAGCCAAUAACAUAUUACCACCUUUUCAAUCUGGAUUUAGAAAACGAAGAGGUACGAUCACUGCAUUAUUGGAUGUUGUGGACAAUGUUUUGGCGGCUAUGGAUAAGGGAAAUGGUACCUUGCUUACUUUGCUCGAUUUUUCGAGGGCUUUCGAAUGUUUAAAUAUAAACCUCUUACUUUCAAAACUUAGAUACUAUGGAUUUGAUGAGCAAACAAUACUCUGA
Messenger RNA from Achroia grisella, 1071 nucleotides. RefSeq lists its product as uncharacterized. Bases 1 to 1071 code for a protein of 356 amino acids. Lineage: Eukaryota; Metazoa; Arthropoda; Insecta; Lepidoptera; Pyralidae. The record is from RefSeq and is a predicted model, not a curated record. The transcript has a single exon.